CUGUUAAAAUAACAUUUUAUUAUAAACAUACUACAAUUGUAGGAUGUAAGUUUUAUUUAUUAAUUCAUCCAUAAGGCAAAAUACAAAUUCGUUAUCAGCAAACUAACGUAUUUUGUGUUAUGAUUCUCAGACAUUUCAUCACACGACAAAGCAAAGCAAGAGAACAACAGCCAAUCAUUGAAGGAGACGAGACUUGGGCUGUCACUUUCACUGCAGCCAAAACAAGGAAGUAAAGUAGUGACUAGUCUAGAUAUGAAAGUUCAUCUAUGUCACCCUUUCAACUUGCCUAAAUGCAAGACAUGAUUUGUCUAUCACUAUGAUGAAUCAGUAGAAAAAUAACUUUCAACAAAAAACGUUAGCUAAACCGCGCUAGCUACGCAUGCCUCGAUAGUUAAACGAAUCCUGCCUGGUCGUCACAAGACCACGGGGCAUGUGAUAUCGAUCAGACCGGAGAUUGUUUAGCUAGAAGCGAGCUAGCUGGGCUGAAAACAUUUUCUCUACACUGAUGAUGUAGCAAGUCAUUAGCCUAGGUCGCUCGCCGUCUCGGUAGCUCCCUUUCUGAACACAUAUUUUGGUGAGUCGUUAGCUUAAAAACGAGGCAGAGAUGGUUCACGUGUAUAACUGCCACCCUUUCGCGUCCCAGCAAAUCGUCCCCACCGAGCAGGAACCGGGGCCGGUAUGUUGUGGCGGCGGUGCCCUCUUCGUUGUGUCCGCCGGUGGAUGCAAGAUCGAGGCAUAUGAUAUGGGAGCAGACGGUUGUCCGCUGAUCUGUCGUUUCGCCACCAUGGGAACCGUGCAAAGCAUCCUGCACAGCCAGAUCGGAGACUACCUGGUGACAAUCGAAGAGAAGAACAGUGCCACCUACCUCCGUGCCUACACCAACUGGCGUUACCAGGCGGCCGAGAAGACCCGUGUAGGGGUUCGUCUCCUGGGUCACUUCCUGCGAGGCUCCUCCCUGCGCGGAGCGCCAAAGGAGCAGAUGGAGAUCAUCGAGAUCCCCCUGUUUGAACGUCCGCAGUGCGUGGCCUGCUGUAGGCUCACCGGAGACCUGCUGGUGGGCUGUCCCAAGACCCUGGUCCUCUUCUCCCUGCGCAGGCAGUCCCUCAACGCCAGGCCGGCCAUCUUGGACUUUGAGCGCUGCCUCAUCCUGCACCUCCCCGGACUGUCCCCCGCGCAGGUGGCGUUGUGCUCAGGCUACGUGGCUGUCCAAACUGAACUGGAGGUGCUGGUGCUGAAGCUGGAGAAGCUGUCUGGCCCUCAACCCUACAAGUCCGGUGACCACGAACAGGAACACUCACUCGUCCCCAAGGAUAUGGUGACUGGAGACUCCCUGGACGCAGAGGGGAAGUCUGGAGAGGGGGCGGAGCAGGAAGGCUUCUUCAUGUUCCCCAGACACCAGGAGCUGCUGGGGGACAGGGCCAGGGACUGUGGCCUGGUGGUCACUCUGGAGUACACAGGCAUGGAAGCUGAGACCAGGGGCAUCUUCACCAUCUCCUACCUCCUCUACAGGCGUUUCGCCCCAGAUUUCUUCCAGGGCUGCACAGUGGAGGAGACACGCCUGCAUUCGCUUCAGCUGCUUCCGGUGUUCUCCAGCAUAAACCAGGACAUCUCCGACGAGGGGGAGAAAAGGGCGGAGCCCACUUGUGUGUUCUGUUUCUUCUCGCUGCCCAACACGGGCUACGUGUACAGCGUGAGGGGCGGGGUCGAGCUGGUCUCCACCUAUCAGUACCCAGAGAAGGCUCAACAGGCCGUGCUGACUGACGUCUUCCUGCACGUCAUCACCAAGAACGCCCUGCAGUGUUUCUCGGUGCGCUGUGCGUCUGUGGCAGCCAGAGCGGAGGACCCUUACAUCGACACCACCAUGAAGGCCUGCCCACCAGCCACUAUGGAAGUGUGUGCACUGCGGAUCCAGCUCUUCAUUGGCCUGAAGGCCUUGUAUCACGACGGCCAUCACAUCGCCCUGGUAACCGCGGCCGACGUAGAGAACCCGGAGAACGCAGAGCGUGCGGCACGGCGGAACAUAACCAGGAAGUCAUCCUACUCCAAGCCCAAGGAGCCCACUGAGGAGAGUCACGGAUGGAACCUGUACGUCAUCAACACCGUUCCCCCUCUCCAACUGUACCACGAAAUGGUACACUACCAUGGUUACCUCCACAGCUGUCAAUCCCACCUAUGGCGUCUACUGUCCUACGUAGUGUACACUUGUGUACACAGUACUGUGUGUGUGUGUCAGGUGGAGUACAGUAAGCGCUACGAGGAGACCAAUCCCCAGUCCCAGAGCUGUCUGCACCUGCUGAGCGAGGCUCACUUGCUGCUGAGAGCCAAGCUGCUGGACCCCCUGCUGGGUGACCCUUUCCCUGCGCCCCCCAGCCCGGAGCCAGACAGGCCCGCAGAUGGAGCCCCAGACAGGCCCGCAGAUGGAGCCCCAGAGAGCCAGACUCUCCAGGGGGCCUUCAGGGAGAGCUGUGCCCAGCUAGGAGACUGCUUCAGCAGAUAUGUGCAGAGGGACUGCCACUUGGCCCUGCCCUACUAUAAGAUGUCGGGCCUGUCAGUGACCGAGGUCAUGGAGAGGAACCGACCCCAACCUGGCAACCCUGCCGGCUACGGCAAGGGCUUCCUGUUUUACCUCAAACACUCGCUGUACGAGGACACGGCCGAGGAGCUGAACCAGGAGACGGCUGACGAGGUGCUGCAGGUGUUCAGCAGGACGGAGGCGUCCCAGCUGCCCCGCGUGUGUGCCAGCCCAGCCCUGGUGAACGGCAGCCCGGCCGCGGCCCUCGCCCACCUGGACCGCCUGGAGGCCACCGCGGGGCCCUCGGUGCCCCUCACCCUCUCCAAGGCCGCUCUCGCCCUCCGCAUGGGCAACCUGCCCCUCUACGCGCAUCACAUGGGCCGGCACGCAGAGAUGCUGCAGGUCUACGGCUUCAUCGAGGAGCCCCAGCUGCUGUUGCACGCCCGCGGCCAGCAGGUGGCGCCCACGCCCCUGGCUCGCCACCUGAGAGGGAGCCAGGACGGCCUGCUGGUGGCUGCCCUGGUGGCCCUGCACGAGAACAACAAGCUCAGACUGGACCAGGCUGACCUCCUCUUCCAGGAGCUGUGUUCGGACCAGACGGACGUCCGGGCCAGCCCUCAGCUCCUCGUGGAUUUCUGGGAGGCUCUGCUCAUGGCCUCGUCACAAGAAGCUGUCAUCCAGGAGCUGCUGUUCCGUCUGGCCUCCGUCUACAUCGACCGGCUCGCGCGGCGCCAUACUCACGUCAGCCGGCCGCUGAAGACCGCAGAGGACCUGAUCAACUCGUGUUCUCACUACGGUGUGUUGUAUCCCUGGGUGAGCAUCCUGACUCCAGCUCAGUCCAAUGUCGCCCACGACCACACGGAAGACCUGCAGAAACUACAGUCGCUCCUGUGCGGCCCCUCCCUGGACGCGUGGUCCCUGCUCCCCCUGCUGGAGCAGCUGAGCCAGGACGACCAGGCGGGUCUGAGCGUGCACGUGCUCGGUGCCACCAGGCGGGGGCGCUACGAGAGCUCCCUCCAGCUCCUGCUGGACCGCUGCCCCCAGGCCAUCAUCCCCUAUGCCAACCACGAGCUGCAGGACGCUCACAUGGCCCUGUGGUGGCAGAAGCUGUUUCCUGAGCUGUGUGAGAGGACCAGAGCAACCGGAGGACAGGACAGCAUCUUACUGGCUGCUCUCAAAGAGACGCUGGUGGUGGUUUCCAUGGAGCUGAGUCCUCUGGAGUUCUUGGAUCUGAUGCCUGAUGACGGGACGGCCCAGUUCUUCCUGCCUCACCUGCUGGAGUGCAGCCAGAGGAAGCUGCUCACCUGAGGGGGCGGGGCCUAUGAGGGGGCGGGGCCUAGGGCUGGGCCUACGGGAGGAAGCCCUCAAAUGGACAUGGUGGCAGGAGAAGAUGAAAGAGUAGAGACCUACCAAUGGGUUUGACUGGAUGUCGUUCCACUGAUGGCUGUGCACCAUCAGGUGUGCUCCUACUACAUCUACCCCAUAGAGGUGAUGGGUGAUGGGGUACUGGACUGUCUGGGUCUCAACCAGGACCAUGUGCUCAACUACUGACUGUUCUGGACAAUCACUGUCUUACAGAAUCAGGAAGAUUACUAAAUACUACUGAUAUAUAUAUAUAUACACACACACACACACACGAGAGAGUCUAUCCCACACAGCUGUAGCCAACUGUAUACUAUAAAUAUUUAUGCUGCAUGAAAAGGCUGUGUUCAUCGGCAAUGAAAAAAUGGCACUUGAAUGUCUUUGUGAAAUAAAUUGAGACAAAGUAUU
Hypomesus transpacificus is the source of this 4282-nucleotide messenger RNA. RefSeq names its product HPS3 biogenesis of lysosomal organelles complex 2 subunit 1 (gene hps3). Gene Ontology annotation, biological process: organelle organization. The record is from RefSeq and is a predicted model, not a curated record. Bases 605 to 3820 code for a protein of 1071 amino acids. NCBI's taxonomy places the organism in Eukaryota, Metazoa, Chordata, Actinopteri, Osmeriformes, Osmeridae. Gene Ontology annotation, cellular component: cytoplasm. The transcript has 18 exons.